UCCAGUUCUGAAGUCAGUCUGCAACGAACACUGAUACAGCAAAACGGAAACUACUGUGUUUUUACUUUGGCAUGUAAGUUUUUAGUACAAAUAAGGAUACAUUUUAAAAGAAUACAAACAUACAUUAGGACAUGCUUUCCUCUUUCUAAAUACAGAGGGGAAGAAGGAACCCAAGAGUUGUACACACGAGAUAUACAUAUUCAAAUUCAGUUGGUCAGUUUUUUUUGUGUUUUUUUUUCACUCGCAGUAAUAUUAAAAUGAACUUUUGAUUUAAUUCUGGAACACCGAAGACGACAUUCGUUUUUGUUUUGUUUUAAAUCAUUUAAUCACAACUACUGGGAAGUUUGGCGUUUUUUUUUUCCACACAACCACCGAUUCAUCACUUUUACUGAUGAGUCACUAACAGGAGUUUUAUUAACAUUUUAAAAUCCUCAUAACUGAAAAAAGGAGUAAAGAAGCAAAGUGACAUACUGUUUAAGACUUCUAGAAAAAAAAAAAAAAGCAUAUCGAUAUACAGCGAUUUUAUCUACAGCAGCACUGGGGCUUUUAUUUCCAGUCAUUCAAAUAAUUCAUAAUAGUUCUUUUGCAGGAAAUAAGAGAAGCGUCGUGUUUGUUGAGGAAUUUCAGGUUGCUGUAAUUGGUACAAAUGACUGUGUGAUAGGUUUUUUGUUUUUUCGUGCUCUUGCAGUUUCAUUUUGGAACUGAGGUACCGUUUUUUUUUUUUUUUUUUUUUUUUUCAAAAGCGUAGUUAGAUUUAUUUGAAGUAAAAAAAAAAAAAAAAAAAAAAAAAUGCCACAGUUAUCUGGAGGAGGCGGCGGAGGUGACCCGGAACUCUGUGCAAAUGAUGAAAUGAUCCCCUUCAAAGAUGAGGGGGACCCCCAAAAGGAGAAAAUCUUUGCAGAAAUCAGUCACUCUGAGGAAGAGGGAGAUUUGGCUGAUAUUAAGUCAUCUCUGGUAAAUGAGUCGGAGAUAAACCCAAACAACAACCACCACGAGGCAGCUAGACGAGUGCUGCAGGAUUCUUACCAUGAGAAACACAGAGAACACUGUGAUGAUGGAAAGCAUCAUGACAGCUUAUACAACAAAGGUCAUCCUUACCCAGGCUAUCCCGGAUACAUCAUGAUGUCAAACAUGAACAAUGACUGUUACAUGCCCAAUGACUCUUUGUCUCCUCCGAUGGCCAGAACGGUUGUCUAG
Molecule: messenger RNA, 1197 nt
Organism: Polyodon spathula (Mississippi paddlefish)
Lineage: Eukaryota; Metazoa; Chordata; Actinopteri; Acipenseriformes; Polyodontidae
Product: lymphoid enhancer-binding factor 1-like
Exons: 4
Coding region: 790-1197 (135 amino acids)
Biological process (GO): canonical Wnt signaling pathway; regulation of transcription by RNA polymerase II
Cellular component (GO): beta-catenin-TCF complex
Molecular function (GO): RNA polymerase II cis-regulatory region sequence-specific DNA binding; DNA-binding transcription factor activity, RNA polymerase II-specific
Source: RefSeq, a predicted model, not a curated record